AUGUCUUUUUCGACCAUUCUUCGCUUGGUACUUCUGUGCCUCCCUGUUGUUCUCUGGUAUAGUCGCCGCCAAAGGACACUUACUAUUCCUCCCGGUCCUCAAGGAGGUUUCUUCUCUGGUGUUGCGUCAGUAUUGUCCAAGACCGAACCAUGGCGACAAUAUGCAUCAUGGAGCAAGAGAUAUGGGGACGUUAUAUCCUUUCGCGUGUAUAAUCAACACAUCGUAGUUCUCAACACUUAUUCAGCCGUGCACGAUCUUCUCGACAAGCGCGCAGCAAUCUACUCUGACCGGCCCAAGUCAUGGAUGCUACACCAUCUAGUUGGUCGGGAAAAAACUGUGUUCAAUAUCGCCGCAUCCGACGCACGCCAUCGACGUUAUCGCAAAAUAUUGCAUAACGAACUGAACCAACGUGCGACAGAGCGAUAUGCUGAAAUUCUGGAAGACGAGACAACGCUCCUGAUACAGGGCCUUGAGCAGUCGCCGCAGGGACUGGAGGACCACGUACGACGGCAUGCUGGAAGUGUGAUCAUGAAGCUUGCGUUCGGGUAUUCCGUCGCAGAACACGAUGACUUUUUCGUCCAGGCAGCGGAGGAGUCGUCCAAGAUCUCUGGCUUCGCGCUUGCGCCUGGCAGAUGGCUAGUCGAGUCCUAUCCACUUCUGCGAUUCGUUCCGUUGUGGUUUCCUGGCGCUGGCUUUAAACGCCAGGCGGACGUGUGGCGUCGGAGACUCGACGUCCUCACUGAUGUACCACAUCAAUGGGUGAAAACACAGAUGGCUUCAGGAAACUUUAUCGAGUCUUUCACGUCCCGCCUGUUGCGAGACUCGGCCGGAUCUCCAGUCAGCAACGAGGAUGAGGACAUCGUGAAAUGGUGCGCCGCUGGGCUGUACGCCGGAGCUGCAGACACGACUGUUUCGGCCUUGCUUUCUUUCGUCAUGCUCAUGGCCCUGCACCCGAACGUCCAGAGACGUGCCCAGGAAGAGAUUGACAGCUCCGUAGGCCACGGCCAACCACCAACGCUCGCAGAUACUCGGCACCUUGAAUACCUCACUUGCGUCAUGAAGGAGGUAUUGCGGUUUGCUCCUGUAGGUCCACUGGGUAGUCUAAACUGCGUUGAUCCGUGUCAAUCAGCCUUAGCCCAUAAAGUGAGUCGAAACGACGAGUACAGGGGCUACUUGAUUCCGAAGGAUGCGACCGUGUUCGCGAACGUUUGGUCGAUCUUGCACGACGCACAGAUGUACCCAAAUCCGUUUGCCUUCGAUCCAGGACGAUUCUACCCCUCAGACGUCCCUGGAGAAGCAAAGACACAGCCCGACCCUCGUGAGCUGGCAUUUGGAUUUGGUCGUCGUGUUUGCCCUGGCUCUUUCUUCGCCGAGGCAUCUAUGCUGGUAGCUAUGGGAAACCUCUUGUUUCACUUCGACAUCGUCGCGAAGCGUGAUGGAGGGGCUCCUUCUGCGCAGGAAGUGGAAUUCACGACAGGAAUAACGAGCCAUAUCAAGUUGUUCGACGUCGAUUUUCUCCCGCGGGAGACACUCGGAUCCCGCGGAGAGUCCCGAAGCCAUCCGAGGUAA
Heterobasidion irregulare TC 32-1 is the source of this 1569-nucleotide messenger RNA. RefSeq names its product cytochrome P450 monooxygenase 5 (gene cyp5). NCBI's taxonomy places the organism in Eukaryota, Fungi, Basidiomycota, Agaricomycetes, Russulales, Bondarzewiaceae. The record is from RefSeq and is a predicted model, not a curated record. Gene Ontology annotation, molecular function: oxidoreductase activity, acting on paired donors, with incorporation or reduction of molecular oxygen; monooxygenase activity; heme binding. The transcript is spliced from 10 exons. Bases 1 to 1569 code for a protein of 522 amino acids.